AGUAUAGUAUUGUGUUAGGUCUGGUGUGUUGAGAAAGAAAACUCAGAAUCAAAGGAAAAAAAAAAUGGCUAUGGCGAACUUGGCUCGUCGUAAGGGUUGCGCCGUCGUGUCAUCGGAGAGGCUCAGGUACUCCUUCUUCUCCGUCGCUUCAAGGGGAUUCGCCUCUGGAUCUGAUCAAAACGACGUCGUCGUCAUCGGUGGUGGUCCCGGCGGCUACGUCGCCGCCAUCAAAGCUGCGCAGCUAGGUCUCAAGACCACUUGCAUCGAGAAGCGCGGUACCCUCGGUGGUACUUGCCUCAACGUUGGAUGCAUCCCUUCCAAGGCGCUUUUGCAUUCUUCUCACAUGUACCAUGAGGCUAAACAUUCAUUUGCCCACCAUGGGGUCAAGCUUUCAAAUGUGGAGGUUGACUUGCCAGCCAUGCUGGCGCAAAAAGAUAAAGCUGUUUCUAAUCUCACCAAGGGUAUUGAAGGUCUAUUCAAGAAAAACAAGGUAACCUAUGUCAAAGGAUACGGUAAAUUUGUUUCACCAUCUGAAGUCUCUGUGGACACCCCUGAUGGUGGAAAUACUGUUGUGACUGGCAAGCAUAUUAUAGUUGCCACUGGUUCAGAUGUAAAAUCUCUACCUGGUGUCACUAUUGAUGAGAAGAAAAUUGUAUCAUCGACAGGGGCUCUUGCUUUGUCUGAAAUCCCUAAGAGAUUUAUAGUUAUUGGGGCAGGCUACAUUGGGCUAGAAAUGGGGUCAGUGUGGGGUCGUCUAGGCUCUGAGGUAACAGUUGUUGAGUUUGCACCAGAUAUUGUUCCUACCAUGGAUGCGGAAAUCCGGAAGCAGUUUCAACGUUCUCUUGAGAAGCAAGGCAUGAAAUUCAAGCUAAAGACUAAGGUGGUUGGAGUCGAUACUUCUGGAGAUGGUGUGAAGCUAACCAUUGAACCAGCAGCUGGUGGUGAUCAGACUACACUUGAAGCAGAUGUUGUCCUUGUAUCUGCUGGUAGGACUCCUUACACCGCUGGACUUGGAUUGGAGAAGAUAGGAGUUGAAACUGACAAGGGAGGGCGAAUUUUGGUGAAUGAAAGAUUUGCCACAAAUGUCUCUGGGGUUUAUGCAAUUGGAGAUGUAAUUCCAGGCCCUAUGUUGGCACACAAGGCAGAAGAAGAUGGUGUUGCUUGUGUUGAGUACAUAGCUGGUAAGGUUGGUCAUGUGGACUAUGACAAAGUACCAGGUGUUGUCUACACAAACCCUGAGGUUGCAUAUGUUGGAAAGACAGAGGAGCAAGUGAAGGCAAGCGGAGUCGAAUACCGUGUUGGGAAGUUCCCUUUCAUGGCUAACAGCAGGGCCAAGGCAAUCGAUAACGCUGAAGGACUGGUCAAGAUAUUGGCUGAAAAGGAGACAGACAAAAUAUUGGGAGUGCAUAUAAUGGCGUCAAAUGCAGGAGAGCUCAUUCAUGAAGCAGCCAUUGCAUUGCAGUAUGAUGCAUCAAGUGAAGACAUAGCACGUGUGUGUCAUGCACAUCCAACAAUGAGUGAGGCUUUGAAAGAAGCUGCCAUGGCCACUUAUGACAAGCCUAUUCACAUUUGAAGAGCUUGGCUGGUUACUUCUAUGUUCUCAUUUUCAUUUUUGUCCAACGAUUUUACAAUGACUUGAAGAUGAUACCACCUUUGUGUGUGAAGUUUAGAUUCAGGUUUUUAAAUACAAAUUAGCCUUCUGAUUACUUCUUGGCUUAAUAAGAGGAAUGAUUGUGUUUUUAAUCCUCGCUGAAUUAUAUAUUAAUCUCUCCCCUUCUUUCUUUGUAAUGCAUCAAUUGUUGGGUGAAAACAAUUUAAUCCCACGCUUCUGAGUCAUGUAAAA
Messenger RNA from Lotus japonicus, 1843 nucleotides. Its product is annotated as dihydrolipoyl dehydrogenase, mitochondrial. Gene Ontology annotation, cellular component: mitochondrion; oxoglutarate dehydrogenase complex. The transcript has 2 exons. Gene Ontology annotation, molecular function: flavin adenine dinucleotide binding; dihydrolipoyl dehydrogenase (NADH) activity. The coding region runs from base 65 to 1573 and encodes 502 amino acids. The record is from RefSeq and is a predicted model, not a curated record. Lineage: Eukaryota; Viridiplantae; Streptophyta; Magnoliopsida; Fabales; Fabaceae.